UUGGUCACGUCUUCGUUAGGUCGAGUAUAUAUAUACGGCGGCGGCCGGCGCUCGCCUCAGUGCCCGGUGCGAGCGACAUGGAGCUACACGUGCGGCGCGCGCUCGCGGUGCUGGCGGCGUGUUGCGUAAUGAGCGCUUCUGCGCAGGAGCCUGUGUGGGCCGACACCGAGGCGGGGAGGGUGUGCGGCGGCUACGAGCCCAAUGGCGACUACGCCUACUUCUUUGCCGUACCUUACGCCAAGCAGCCUGUCGGUGAACUCCGAUUUCAGGAACUGCAGCGUCCGGAUCCAUGGAAAGAAUGCCGGCCCGCGACCGAAGUGGGAUCUAUUUGUCCCCAGUGGGACAUUUUUUACGGGCCAAUCAUGAAUCCCCGUGGUCAGAGUGAGGAGUGCAUCCACGCCAACAUCUACGUGCCUCUGAAGUCCUUGCCGUCCGGAGCGCGCGGCGAGAAUCGUCCGUUGUUGCCGGUGCUGGUGUAUGUUCACGGCGGAGGCUUCGGCUUCGGCUCGGGAGAUCCGGACGCACACGGCCCGCAAUACCUCGUCAGAGAGAAUGUUGUCGUCAUUACCUUCAAUUACAGGAUUGGAGCUUUCGGUUUCCUGUCCCUUAACUCUUCGAGUGUCCCCGGCAACGCUGGUCUCCGGGAUAUCGUGACGCUGCUGCGCUGGGUGCAGCGCAACGCCGUUGCCUUCGGCGGCAACCCCCACGACGUCACGCUGGCCGGACAGAGCGCCGGCGCUGCCGCCGUCCAUCUGCUCACACUUUCUCAAGCAGCAAAGGGACUUUUCAAGAGAGCCAUUUCGAUGAGUGGAGCAGGAACAAGAAAUUUUUUCACGACUUUGCCGGCUUACGCGCAAACAGUAUCGGAAUUAUUCCUAAGUUUUCUGGGCAUCAACAGUACUGAUCCUGAAGAGGUGCACCAAAAACUUAUUGUUCUUCCGCUGGAGCAGAUCAUAGAAGCUCAAAAACAGAUUCAGGACUACACAGGUCUCCUCGCGUUCACUCCCGUAGUCGAAUCCAAACACCCGGGAGUCAAUAUAAUCUUGGACAAUGACCCGGAGGUGUUACAGGCACAAGGUCGAGGCAAAGAUAUCCCCUUUAUAAUAGGCUUCACAAACGCAGAAUGCGAAACAUUUCGACCACGAUUCGAACAGAUCGACAUAGUAGAAAAGAUUAAAAACAUGCCUGUGCUGAUGCUGCCCCCAGGGGUAGCUUACACGACCCCGCCAACGGAGCUUCCAAGUAAAAUUGCGAGCAUCCAAAAGGAAUACUUUAGUGGAUCGUUGGAUAUUGAUACGUUUUUGAGUUUUUGUUCAGAUUCUUACUUCAUAUAUCCUGCGCUGAAAAUGGCGAAGACGAGAGCCGCGAACAAGGGAGCCCCUGUAUUCUUGUACCGGUUCGCGUAUAACGCGGACAAUAGCGUGUACAAGAAAGCACUCAAUCUGACGUACGUUGGUGCCGGCCACUCGGAGGACCUCACCUUCGUGUUCCGAGCCAAUCACGCGCUGGGAGACACAAUCGAGUCGGCCACAGACAGUGACAUGAUUACGAAAAUGACGGCGUUCUUCACCAACUUCAUGCGACAUGGUAAACCAACGAAGAACGUCGAGUUCAAUGCUGACAGUAGCAUGUUUACGAAAAUGUCGAAGUUAUUCUACGCUAGCUUCUUACCAUAUAGUAAACCAAUGACCAACGUCAACGAUUGGCGGCCGGUGUCGGCGGCGGAAGGGACGGACAAGUACGCUCCGUACAACAACAUAGUCAACUACGAGGAGCCCGACCCGUGGCCGACCUACCAGAGGAUAACCAAGUUCUUCGACAGCAUUUACGAGACCAAGAUUUUGCAAGCGCUCAAGUUUAUUGAGCUGAUCCUCAUUAAGAUCCAGAUAACUGAUUCCCACAAUAAAGCUAAUUGCUCAACCAGUAAUAGUGAAAAUUUGCAACGAGGCGAGUCUAGUAACAUUCUAGUGUUUGAAAAGGUGUGGGAUAUGUUCAGUUUAUUGGUUUUGACGUGUUUGGUGGUGAGGAGCGAGCAGAAUGUAGUACAGACGGUGCAGGGGAUGCUGCGGGGUGAGGCUGGCGACGGGGUCGUGUCCUACCGCGGUAUCCCAUAUGGCACGCUCCAGAAAGAUGCCAGGUUCAAGCUAGCCGGUCUAGCUCCGUCGUGGGCCGGGCUCCGCGAGUCGGAGAAGUCGACGUGUCCGUCGUCGUCGGCGGAGCAGUGCCUGCAGCUGGACGUGCACGUGCCCACGGCGGGCGCGCCCUGGCCCGUGCUGGCCUGGGUGGCCGGCAGCGGCGGGCCCUACGACCCCGGCCUGCUGGCGCGGCAGGGGGUAGUGGUGGUCAUCAUACACCACAGAUUAGGUCCAGUAGGAUUUCUCUGCACAAAGGAGGAACGGAUACCGGGCAACGCCGGUGCAAAGGACGUGGUUUUAGCGCUGAGAUGGGUGCGGGACAACAUUGUGGCGUUUAGAGGAAACCCUGCGAAUGUAGUAGUGGGCGGGCAGGGCUUCGGGGCCGCCAUUGUUGAAGGGCUCACGCUAAGUCCCAUGACUGAGGGCCUGUUUCAUGGGGCUAUCAUGCAGAGCGGGACGAUAUUAAGCCCCUGGGCGUUUAAUUAUGACGCGACUGAACGCGCCCUUAUGCUUGGAAAAAUGUAUACAGACAGUGACGCGAUUGCGUCAUCUUUAAUCAAAGCUGAUGACGUCGAUUUAGCAGACAAGGCUGACAAGCUCAACUUAUCCUACUACCCCUUCGGAAUGUGUGCAGAGAAAGCUUUUAAGAGAGAAGAGAGAUUUCUUACUGAGCUGCCAUUCGAAUCGCUGUCGAAUCACAAAGCACGAAGUGUUCCGAUGAUUAUAGGGUUCAAUAGUGAGGAAGGAUACGUAUUUGCGGCAAUGUUGAACGGAUUGCGAAUAUUGAAGAGGAUGGUCAAAGAUUUUAAUAUUUUGCUUCCAGAGGAAUUAAAGGGUUUGAACGACAGAGAAUUGAAGCGAAUUAAAGAGAUAUAUUUUGAUGGCAAGGUUAAUAUGUCUGACGUUCUCGCAUAUCAUAGAGACGCAUACUUCGUAAGCCACGUGCACCGAAGCGCACGGUUACACGCUGCGUCCGCGCCGGUGUACUACUACCAGUUCUCACACUCCGGAACAUGGGGCGUGGAACCUGAGCGAGGGUUACCUAAGACCGGGGCUGCACAUGGAGAUGAACUGGCUAUAAUGUUCCCGGAUAAAGGGCAGGAGUUGGAAGGGGAGGAUGGAGAGGUGCAACGGUCGAUGGUCCGGCUUUGGACUAACUUUGUCAAGUAUCUGCAACCAUCACGCGACGAUUCGCCUCGCUGGGAGGCAAGCACCGACAAUCUUCUAGACAUUACCGCAGGCAGCACAACCAUGCGGCCCUUCCCACACUCCCGGGCCUGUCGUCUCUGGGACGACCUCUACGAGCGGCACUACUACAAAAGGCUACGGAACAACGGCUAGGAUUCUAACCCAAAACUACUACGCAGGGCUAGGCAACGUAUGCUCGACCCUGUGGCCGACCGCCAUACAUCUGUUUGAACCAACUGCGCAAGCGUAAGCGUGACUAUCAAAAAUACCAGUUAACAGUGAUGCUGUUAGUACAGCGAUAUAAACGAGUGAUCCCAAUCUUUAUUUUGAAACGAGAUGAAAUUAACAACAUUUUUGGUAUCCUAGCCAUGUAACGUAGACCGUUGCCUUCUGGCUUUAUAUGACGUCACGAGUGAUUGUUUAUACCAUUUAUAUAGAUUUUUUUAGAACUAAACUUACCUGUUUCACUUGGUUUCAUUACGGUAAGUGAAUGAUGUUAUACUUCUUACCUGUAAUAAUAAAAAAUAUUUUAAUUUUG
Cydia pomonella (codling moth) is the source of this 3861-nucleotide messenger RNA. RefSeq lists its product as uncharacterized. The transcript has 13 exons. NCBI's taxonomy places the organism in Eukaryota, Metazoa, Arthropoda, Insecta, Lepidoptera, Tortricidae. The record is from RefSeq and is a predicted model, not a curated record. The coding region runs from base 78 to 3476 and encodes 1132 amino acids.